AUGGACGUCCUCCUCUUCCUGUGCUUCCCACUGGGCCUGGUGCGCUCGCUCAACCCGCGGGACCCCAACGUUUGCAGCCUGUGGGAGAGCUUCACUACCUCCGUCAAGGAAUCGUACUCGCACCCUUACGACCGCGUGACCGACGAGCCAUGCUCGGACCCUCGGACUAACUACAGAUGCCCCAGACACAGGAUCACCUACAAGACGGCCUACAGGCAGGCCGUCAAGACGGACUACCGCAAACGCUAUCAGUGCUGCCCGGGAUACUACGAGAGCCGUGACAAAUGUGUUCCUCGCUGCACCAAGGAGUGCGUCCACGGCCGCUGCGUGGCUCCGGACCGUUGUCAGUGCGAGGGGGGCUGGCGAGGAGACGACUGCUCUAGCGCUUGCGAGAACCAGCGCUGGGGACCGGGCUGCGGCCAGCGUUGCCAGUGCCAGAACGGCGCGCAGUGCGACCCGGUCAAAGGCACGUGCCGGUGUCCGCCCGGUUUUACGGGCCGCCGCUGCGAGGAGCCGUGUCCCGCCGGAACCUUUGGGACGGGCUGCCUGCAGAAGUGCCGCUGCGGGGUUGGCGGAUCUUGCGACCCGGCUAGCGGCGAGUGCUUCUGUCGAGACGGAUUCACCGGAACCUUUUGCGAGAAGUCAUGUUCAAGAAAAUGCCCGGCAAGGUGUCCUUGUCAAAAUGGCGGCAUCUGCCGGGGCAAAGGCGUCUGCGCUUGCCCUCCUGGAUGGACGGGUUCGGUAUGUACGGAGCGCUGUCCCGAGGGCCGCUACGGGCCCAACUGCGCCGAGGAGUGCGUUUGCCACAAUCGUGGAAAAUGUCACCCCGAGACCGGGCAAUGCAAAUGUGCGCAUGGCUUCACUGGCGCCAGGUGUAACGAGGAGUGCGCGGUCGGCUCUUACGGCGAAGACUGCCAAGGCGUGUGCGACUGCGCCAACGGCGCCCGUUGCUACAACAUCGACGGUGGUUGCCUGUGUGAACCGGGCUUCAGCGGGCCCAGCUGCAAGAAUAGGAUGUGCCCACGCGGGAAAUACGGCAUGCACUGUGAGCGCGCCUGCCUCUGCCACAGCUCCAACACGCUCAGCUGCCACCCGAUGAAGGGCGAGUGUACGUGCCAGGCGGGCUGGGCGGGGCUUCACUGCAACGAGACCUGCGCCCACGGUUUCUACGGCCACGGCUGCCUGGAGCCCUGCCUCUGCGUCAACGGCGGCGUCUGCCACGGCGCCACCGGACUCUGUCAAUGCGCCCCCGGAUACACGGGUGUUCACUGCGAAACACCGUGCAAAAGCGGCACUUACGGCAAGAACUGCUCACUGGAAUGCUCCUGCAAGAACUUUGUGGAUUGCUCGCCGGUUGACGGUGUCUGUUUCUGCAAAGAAGGCUGGCGGGGACCCGAUUGCUCGGUCCCGUGCGCUGAAGGAACGUGGGGCCGCGGCUGUAACGGCACGUGUCAGUGCGCCAACGGUGCAAAGUGCCAUCCCGCCGACGGGUCCUGCGUCUGCGCCGCCGGCUGGCGGGGAGUGCGCUGCGACCAGUCGUGCCCGAUGGGCUCGUUCGGUCCGGGCUGCCUGAAGAGAUGCGACUGCGUCCACGCCGACGGCUGCCAUGCGACCACGGGAGAGUGCCGCUGCAUGCCAGGCUGGUCGGGCCCGCGCUGCAGCGAACCGUGCUCGGAGGGUCUGUGGGGGCGCCACUGCAACCAGACGUGCUUCAAGCAUUGCCCCAACAGCGACACCUGCCUGCGGGAAACGGGGGCGUGCGUGUGCCGCCCGGGGUUCUGGGGAGUCACCUGUCAGAACAAAUGCAGGCCUGGGACUUUCGGCGAGCAGUGCGGCCUGUCUUGCCCGUCCUGCGGCCAGUCGUAUCGUUGCCACCACGUGACCGGGGAGUGCGACUGUCUCCCGGGCUACACCGGCGACGACUGCCACCAAGUUUGCCCUUCGGGUUACUACGGAAAGGGCUGCGGUGAAGUGUGCCCGCGCUGCGCCAACAACGCUACGUGCGACCACCGCGACGGCCAGUGCCAGUGUCUCGCCGGAUGGACGGCUAGCGACUGCUCCAUACCUUGCAGCGCGGGACGUUUCGGCUCCUUCUGCACGCAGACUUGCUCGUGUCCCGCUAACGGCGUGUGCGACCGCGUCACAGGAGAAUGCCGGUGUGACAAUGCCGAUUGUCAACAAGAGCGGUCAGAGCCGGGCAGCGUGAUGGUGCCUCUGCCCCCAGGCGAGCGCGAGUCCUGGGCGGCCAUCAGCGGCGUGGUGGCGCUGGUCCUCCUGGUGGCGCUGCUGCUGGCGCUGCUGCUUCUUUACCGACGCCAGCAGAAGCUCAAGCACAACAACGCGCCAGCCGUCUCCUUCUCCGCCGGACGCACCGUCAACUCCGACUACGCCGUGCCGGACACGUCUCCCCCUGGUUACCAGCACUACUACUCCAACCCGAGCUACCAUACACUGCGGGACAACCGUCCUCCACUGCCUCACCUCCCCAAUAACCACAAGAACACCAACAAGCAGCUGUUCUGCAGCAUGAAAAACUGUGAGCGCGAGCGACGCGGUCUGUUCGGCGUGGAGAGCAACGCCACGCUGCCUGCCGACUGGAAACAUCAGCACGCUCGCAAUAAGGAAGCAGGAGCGUUCGGGAUUGAUCGCAGCUACAGCUACAGCGCCAGCCUCGGAAAAUAUUUCAACAAAGAAGUGAAUGAGUUGGCGUUGGCGGGCAGCAGCGGUUCCCUCAACAGCGAGAACCCCUACGCCACCAUCAAGGACUUACCGGGCCCCCCCUUCGGCCCCCCGGAGAGCAGCUACAUGGAGAUGAAGUCGGCCGUCCCCCGACCUCGGGAGCGGGCCUACACCCAGGGCGCUCCGCCACCGCCACCUCCGCCCUUUAACACCGCCUCACUGCGAAGACAGCGUCAACAUUCAGUAGGCCACGCCCCACAAGAGGACUCCCACGGCCACUACGACCUGCCAGUCAACAGCCACAUCCCGGGCCACUACGACCUACCGCCCCUGCGCCGGCCCCCCUCUCCUCCUCCCCUACCUACGCCCGACGCCUCGCCACACUGA
Molecule: messenger RNA, 3066 nt
Organism: Nerophis lumbriciformis (worm pipefish)
Lineage: Eukaryota; Metazoa; Chordata; Actinopteri; Syngnathiformes; Syngnathidae
Source: RefSeq, a predicted model, not a curated record